AUGCAGCUCGCACAUUAUUUCCUGCCAGGCGAGCGACCUUGUGGCCAGCUGAAGGCCUUCAGGAGUUCCCUCUACAGCUUUGCAUCUGCUGUAGCCGAGUUGCAAGGUGUUCGUCUUGUCAGUGGAUCUAACGAUGCUGAAGGCAGAGUAGAAAUCAAGCAUGAAGGAUCCUGGGGAACUAUCUGUGAUGGUGGCUGGGAUCCAAGAGACGCGAUGGUGGUUUGCAGAAUGCUAGGUUUUGAUAGAGCCUUGGGUGCACCGCGAUCUGCACGGUAUGGUCAGGGAUCUGGUCGUAUUCUGCUAAAGUAUGUCAAUUGUGAGGGAACAGAAGACAAUCUAGCUGACUGUGCUCAUGCAGGGAUCGGACGUUUCUCAUGCACUCAUACAAGUGACGCAGGAGCCAUUUGCUACUCAGGAACCCAUCCAAACCCAUUUCAAGUUCGCCUUGUCGGUGGAUCUAACGAUGCUGAAGGCAGAGUAGAGGUCAUGCAUGAAGGAUCCUGGGGAACAGUCUGUGAUACUUGGUGGGAUCUGAGAGACGCGAGGGUGGUCUGCAGAAUGCUGGGGUUUGAUGGAGCCGUGGACGCACCGGGAUCUGCAUGGUUCGGUCAGAGCUCUGGUCGUAUUCUGCUAAAGUAUGUUAACUGUGACGGAACUGAAGAUAACCUAGCUGACUGCGCUCAUUCAGGGAUUGGACGUUAUUCAUGCAGCCACACAAGGGAUGCAGGAGCCAUUUGCUACUCAGGAAUUCGUCUUGUCGGUGGGUCUAACGAUGCUGAGGGCAGAGUAGAAGUCAUGCAUGAUGGAUCCUGGGGAACUAUCUGUCAUUCUCACUGGGAUCUGAGAGACGCAAGGGUGGUUUGUAGAAUGAUGGGGUUUGAUGGAGCCUUGGACGCACGGGGAUCUGCAAGGUUCGGUCAGGGUUCUGGUCGUAUUAUUCUAGAUGAUGUCGGGUGUGAGGGAACAGAAGUAAACGUAGCAGACUGUGCUCAUUUAGGGAUUCGAGUUCACAAAUGUGGACAUGAUGAAGAUGCGGGCGCUACUUGUUACAAUGGAGCCCAUCCGAAUCCUUUCGGAAUAAGGCUCGUCGGUGGUUCGAGCAGUGCUAAAGGCAGAGUUGAGGUUUUGUACGAUGGAUCCUGGGGAACUAUCUGUGAUAGUGGCUGGGAUCUCAGAGACGCGAGGGUCGUCUGCAGAAUGCUGGGGUUUGAUGGAGCGUUGGACGCAACAACGUAUGCAAGGUUCGGUCAGGGAUCUUGGGAUAUACUUAAUCUUGUCGGCUGUGAUGGCAAGAAGGACAAUCUUGCGGACUGUGCAUAUCUUGGGAUAGGUGUCAAUUACUGCAGACAUGGAAAGGAUGCUGGUGCCAUAUGUUACUUGGGAGCCCAUCCAAACACUGUGGGAGUACGGCUCGUGGGUGGAUCUAAUAGUUAUGAAGGAAGAGUGGAGAUCAGAUACAACGGCACCUGGGGAACAGUUUGCAACGAUGGCUGGGAUUUGCAAGAUGCAAAAGUCGUAUGCAGAAUGUUAAGGUUUGUCGACGCUUCGACUGCACCAGGUUUAGCCCAGUUUGGCGAGGGGUCCGAUAAAAUUCUCCUGUCUCAUGUCGGGUGCGAUGGGACGGAAGACAAUCUUGCGGACUGCGCACAUCUAGGGUUUGGAGUGCACAACUGUCAACAUAACGAAGACGCUGGGGUCAGGUGCCUCUUAGAAGCUCGACUUGUCGAUGGAGCCGACGAAUAUGAAGGAAGAGUUGAGAUUCAACACGAAGGGUCUUGGGGAACUGUAUGCGACGAUUUAUGGGACCUGGACGACGCUAUGGUUGUUUGUCGACAGUUAGGAUUUGAUGGGGCUUUAGCUGCUCUACCCCAAGCAAGAUUUGGUCAAGGUUCUGGUGAUAUCUUUCUGGAUGGUGUUCAGUGCAAUGGGACGGAAACUAGCCUCAAAGAUUGCAAACAUAAAGGGAUUGGAGUCCAUGAUUGCGGACACAAAGAAGAUGCCAGUGUCUCAUGCAUCCAUGCAGCUCAUCUAGACUUGAACACGCCACCUCGGUUACCGGAUAGACAAGUGACCGGUGUGCUUCAUCACGAUUGUGAAUUAAAUAUAGCAGCUGAUGAUGACGAUAAAGGUGAUCUGAAUCUCUCGCAAUUCAAAAAAGAAGAAAGGAAUAUAAACAUGGACAUUGAUAACGUUUAUGAAACACCCGACAAUGAAAAGGACUUAGAUCCCGAUGAUUAUAUCCUUCCGACCAGGGAAUCAUUAUCGGAUGAGUACAUCGACAUGACAACUGUUUACCAAACGCCCUCAGUGGGGAAAGAUGAAGACAUUGAUGGAUAUUUUCUCCCGUGA
Molecule: messenger RNA, 2349 nt
Organism: Strongylocentrotus purpuratus (purple sea urchin)
Lineage: Eukaryota; Metazoa; Echinodermata; Echinoidea; Camarodonta; Strongylocentrotidae
Product: deleted in malignant brain tumors 1 protein-like
Exons: 8
Coding region: 1-2349 (782 amino acids)
Cellular component (GO): membrane
Source: RefSeq, a predicted model, not a curated record